AUGGUUCAACUCAAGACCUUCGCAGUUAUUGCGACCACGCUCUUUGGUUGCGCUCUAGCAGCUCUCACAACGUCAGAGGGCGUUGACAGUGCUAUCCCCGACAGCUACAUCAUCACACUAAAGUCUGAGAUUGGGCCACCCACAAUUAAGGCUCACAUGAAAUGGGUUGGCGACGUUCAUAAACGGAGUCUCGAAAAACGUGGUCUCGAAAAGCGUGAUAGCGAUAACGGUGUUGAGAAGACAUUUGAGACCGAAGCCGGCUUUCGAGGCUACGCUGGUACUUUUGAUCCUGAAACAAUAAAGGAGAUCAAGAAGAGCUCAGCUGUGGCUCACGUAGAGCCUGAUCGCCGAGUUCAGUUGACAUGGAGACCAAGCAAGCGACAAGAACAGCCCGCGCAGCCCUCAACAGAAGCCGGUCAAGAUGAACAACCUAGCGAUGGGGAUGAUGACAACGAAGCCCUUGAGAAGAGGGAUGAGGUCAACCAGACACCCGGCACAUGGGGACUCGGAACUAUCUCGCACCGUAAGAAAGGUUACAACAACUACUACUACCACAAGUCGAGCGGUUCCUCAUCGUACGCCUACCUCGUUGAUAGUGGCGUGCGCGCCACCCACAAGGAGUUCCAGGGCCGUGCCAAGAACGGCUGGACAGCUUUCAGGAGAGAUUUCACUGACCGUCUCGGCCACGGUACUCACGUCGCUGGAAUCCUCGCCGGUAAGACCUAUGGCGUCGCUAAGAAGGCCAAGAUCAUCUCUGUCAAGGUCUUCCAAGGCGACUCGGCCGAUCUCUCAGUCAUCAUGACCGGUAUUGAGUGGGCUGUCAACGACAUCAUCAAGAAAAAGCGACAAGAGUUUUCCGUUAUCAACCUGUCUCUCGGUGUUAAUGGCGUCUCUGGCGCUCUCAAUGAUAUCAUCAAGAAUGCCGCCAAGGCUGGUGUUAUCAUCGUUGUCGCUGCUGGCAACCAAGGCAAAUCCGCCAGUCUGACAUCCCCUUCUUCUGCCCCUCAGGCCAUCACCGUUGGAGCCAUUGACAACAAAUGGAAGAUUCCCGACUGGUCCAACUACGGUUCCUCGGUUGACAUCUUGGCCCCCGGUGUCGAUAUCGUUUCUGCCUCGUGGCUGAGCGACAGCGGCACCUACAUCCUGGAUGGUACAUCCAUGGCCUGCCCUCACGUCGCUGGCCUUGUGCUUUACGCCCAGUCAGUUUACGGCAUUGUUGGGGUCAAAUCGACGACAAACUUCAUUAAGAAGUAUGCCACCAACAACAAGGUUUCUGGUUCGCGCCGUGGCACACCGAACCGAAUUGCCAACAACAACAACUUCGCUCAAACCAAGUGA
This is a messenger RNA of Fusarium venenatum, 1338 nucleotides long. RefSeq names its product peptidase S8/S53 domain-containing protein. The record is from RefSeq and is a predicted model, not a curated record. Gene Ontology annotation, molecular function: serine-type endopeptidase activity. Lineage: Eukaryota; Fungi; Ascomycota; Sordariomycetes; Hypocreales; Nectriaceae. Gene Ontology annotation, biological process: proteolysis.